CAUACCGAUAUCGUAUCAUCAGUGAAUAGAUUGCGUAAUGUGACGAUAGCUUGGAGAUGUCUCUUUUAAUAGACCCGUAAGCGAGAUCAGCUUCAGUUUGUCUUCAUACGAGGAGGAUGAAGCACCACCUCUCUAGUCUAUUGUUCGUUCUGUGCGUCUUGUAUAUCGCGAAACAGUCAGAAUGUUACAAGAUUCUAGCCAUCGUCGCGACACCAUCCUACAGUCAUCAAAUACCGUACCGACGAUUAUGGCUAGAAUUACACAAACGAGGUCACGAAAUUGUGCUAGCCACGUCGGAUCCUAUACCAAAUAUCAAAUCACCGAAUUUUACGCAAAUCGAUAUUAGCGAAUCUUACGGAACCAUAAAGAGUUUAGAUUUUGUUCAAAUGCGGUUUGAGGGAAAACGCUGGCUCUAUUUUAUGGAAAACGAAAUGUUGCCUAUGGGAAAAAUUUUUGCAGAAACAGCGCUCAACUCUACAGAACUGCGAAAGCUGUAUGCUCCAGAUAGCAACGCAACGUUCGACGUCUUCAUGACGGAGCUCCUCUUCUCGCCCGCAAUUUACGCUUUCGCACAUCGAUUCAAUGUUCCUAUGAUAGGGUUAAGUUCAUUAGGAAUAGUUGGCUUUAACGAACACGCUCUUGGUGGAUUGGUUCUCCCUUCUCACGAGUAUACGUGGGAAAUGGAAGACAACACGGGUACGAAUCUACCGUUCUUCAAGAGACUGAGCAAUUUCGUCAACAUGUGGCGUACCGUGUAUUACGUCUAUCAUGAGAUGCUUCCAGAGCAUCAGAAAUUGGCCGAGAAAUAUUUGGGGCCUCUACCACCAAUGCUAGACAUAUUAAAGAACAUUAGCAUGUUUUUCAUCAAUCAGGCCGACGUUAUGACACCGGCUCGACCGAAACUUGCAAACAUGAUCACGUUUACAUGCUCCCACAUACAACAAAAGCCGAAACCUCUGCCUCAGGACUUACAAGCAUUUCUGGAUGGCGCCACAAAUGGGUUCAUCUACUUUAGUCUUGGUAGUAAUGCAAAAAGUGCAAAUUUACCAUUGGAGAUCCGACGCAUGUUCUGCGACGUGUUCGCCAAGUUGCCUUAUAGAGUUGUCUGGAAAUUCGAGGAGGAUUUGCCCGGGAAACCUGAUAAUGUUUACAUCGGAAAAUGGCUACCACAACAAACCAUUCUCGCUCAUCCGAACAUUAAAUUGUUCAUUUAUCAAGGAGGCCUGCAAAGCAGCGAGGAGACCGUCCACUUCGGGGUACCAGUUCUCGGUUUCGCAAUUUUGGCCGAUCAAGAUUAUCAAGUAGCCAGAAUGGAAGCUCUGGGCAUUGGAAAAUAUUUGGAAAUUACAACCCUUAAGAAGGAUGAACUUGAAAAUGCUAUUACAGAGCUUAUAACUAACAAAAAGUACAAAGAAAGGAUACUUUACAUCCGAAAUGUCGUUAAGGAUACACCGCACGAUCAGGUGGAGAAUCUCGCUUGGUGGACGGAGUACGUGAUACGAACGAAAGGCGCCCCUCAUCUUCGCAGUAGUCUAGCUUUUCAACCUUGGUAUCAACGUUGCGAUAUAGACAUUAUAGCGUUCUUAACGAUCGUAAUUUUCUUGGUCGCUUCAAAUACCUUUCAUCUAAUUGCCAAGAUUGUUGUCUACGUUCAUAAGAAGAUCAGAUCAACUGAAAAGCAAAAAAUAAGUUAAGUAUUUAUGACGCAACUAAUUAAAGAGAAGUAUUUAUGGGACUAUUCAGUUCAAGUGAUGCAAGUGUUUAACAUCUCAUUUCAACGACUGAAUUUUAUCUAGUUUCAUUAAGGAAAUGAUCAUCCCGCGUUUUAUAAUUGGCGAGUUACCCUCAUCACAAGACUAACGAUUUUGGCACGAAAAAUCUUUCAAAUAUAAAAAAAUGUUCGAACAAAAUUGAAAUCUCAUUUAUACAUCGUUAAUCUUUUGAUUAAGUGUCCUGUUUAUUCCAAAUUAUUAUCAGUCGAUGAUGUCAUCGCUUUUCGCUCAGUGAAUCAGAUCGGGCAAGGACAAAUUACGUUGAAACCAUAGGCAUGCAAAGUAUGAAGUGUUAAAGUAUUGAUAUAGAUAGAUAAAAAAUAUAUAUAUCUGCCUGUUGCGUUCGUGAAAUUGUUUCAUUUGUUCCCUAAUUUAUUGAUUUUAACUGUAACGCGUCUUCUGUUAUCGGAAACGAAAACGAAAUACUUGAAACCUUCUAUUGCAAGGGAUCUAUCAAUAUUGCUGGCAGUAUGUUAAUCAUCUGGUUAUCAGAUAGUCCCUGUUUUUCGCGAAGAUAUCUCAGAUUAGGCAAUACAAGUCUACACAUACUGUUCCGUUACGUGAAACAAAGCGUCGAUGAUGAUUCACAUUGGAGUUUAAAAAAAUCGAAGGCGUCGCUUUUAAUAUUCGAAAUAAAUUCUCUUUAAUUGAAACAAAAUUAUGUAGAAAAUGUCGUAAAACCAAAGAUAAAUAUAAUAAUAAUUAAAGUGGAGUUAUCGAAGGAAGCAAUAAUCUUUAGUAACGUUCUUACAUUUUUUAUUUUUAUCAUUGUAUUCUAAUAUUUUACGUAUGGAUUACAGACUUUGACGUCUUAUUAUGUACAUAAAAAUAAAGAAGAAAUUUUACAUAAACGUAGAUCGCUUUAGAUUUUGUUAAACAAUUGUAAUAAAAAUACAAAAUGCAGAAUUAAAUUUAUUACUCUACAAA
Molecule: messenger RNA, 2699 nt
Organism: Bombus pascuorum
Lineage: Eukaryota; Metazoa; Arthropoda; Insecta; Hymenoptera; Apidae
Product: UDP-glycosyltransferase UGT5-like
Exons: 5
Coding region: 117-1694 (525 amino acids)
Molecular function (GO): UDP-glycosyltransferase activity
Source: RefSeq, a predicted model, not a curated record